Anopheles moucheti is the source of this 3257-nucleotide messenger RNA. RefSeq names its product nucleolar protein dao-5-like. The record is from RefSeq and is a predicted model, not a curated record. The transcript has 3 exons. NCBI's taxonomy places the organism in Eukaryota, Metazoa, Arthropoda, Insecta, Diptera, Culicidae. The coding region runs from base 79 to 2826 and encodes 915 amino acids. Gene Ontology annotation, cellular component: nucleus.
UACCAUGAUUCCUAGCAACCACUGAACUGAAUAGUUAAAUAGUGAGUUUAACCUGUUCCAUUUGAACCUCCGGAAACCAUGAGCAAGAAAUGCUUUCUGUGCAAGAGCAGCGAGGACAACGAGCUGCUGUUCGGGAAAUUUUACUCCAAAUGGAAGCUGACCGUUCAUUACUAUUGCCUGCUCCUAUCCUCAAAUCUGGUGCAGAGAGGCAGCAAUGACACGGUUGGAAUUUUCGGCUUUUUAGAAUCGGACAUCCGUAAGGAGAACGAGAGGACAAAGAAAUGCCGCUGUUAUAUCUGCAAGGAUAUGCAUGCAAACGUAUCUUGCUGUUCGAAGAAAUGUUUACGAACAUUUCAUACCGCGUGUGGCAUCAUGAACGGUUGUUUGUCCCACUAUACGGACACAUACCAGUCGUGGUGCUCUGCGCACGUACCACUCGAGCCGGACAGCAGUCCGCACACAAAUGUAGAACCGUGCUCGAUAUGCUACGAUGAGAUGGGCCAGUACGAUGUGAUCACUUCCAUAAAGGCUCCGUGCUGCCGAAACGGAUGGUUUCAUCAAGGCUGCGUCGCACAGUACGCCCAAUCGGCUGGAUAUUUCUUCAAGUGUCCGCUGUGCAAAAAUGAGGACAAAUUCUUGGCGGAGAUUCCAUUGCGCGGCGUGUUUGUGCCUGAGCGUGAUGCUGCCUGGGAGCUGGAACCGAAUGCAUUUCAGGAGCAGUUGCAGCGGCCUACGGAUUGCGAUGCGAAUGAAUGCAAGUGCCAGGAAGGACGAAGUGUAAACAACCGUCAAUGGCGACUGAUAGCUUGUGGAUCUUGUGGUUCGACUUGCCGACACUGGCAGUGCAUGGAUCAGAUGGUCGAUAGCCCUAGAGUCUACCUUUGCCAGUUCUGUCGGCCGAUAAUCGGAGACCGCGUGAAAGUGCUGGAGAAUAUCGACGACAGUGAUGAUAGCAGCGACGACGAUGCAGUUUCUAAAUCUACGUCCACGUCACUGGACAUAACGUUGUCGGACCGGGCAAGAAGAAAUCUUUCCAGUGCAGGUUAUGAGGAGUCAGGUGCAUACAAUUCGAGCAGCGAUGAAACGCUAGGCAACAUCCGACGCGCAGUCAAUUCAAGAAGAGCCGUAUUGAACGAUUCGGAUGAUGAGCGAUCUGAUGGGAGCUCCGUUGAAAUCAGGCGAUGUAUCCGACAAAACACGGGCAAGCGUGUGCGUCGUUUGCUGUCUGAUGAAUCGGAGGAUGAGAAAAGCCCUAUUCCAUCGCCUUCUGAUGAUCUGUUAAGACCGGAUGCCUGUAAACGGUUGGAAGGUGGAAAUUUAGAAGCAACCUGUGCGCUUGAUUACCCAUCACCGGCAGUAGAGACGGGUGAAAAUUCUUGUUCAUCUAGUAGAUCGAUGACUGCAAGAAGAAAAACAAGACAGCUAACAAGAAGGCUAUCGUCGCUAAGCGAUUCCAGUAAACGCUCGACAAGCGAUAGCAACAAGGAUGAACGUGAACUCAAAAGUUCGUCGUCACGUCGACCCAUAAUUUAUUCUUCAUCUGACGAUUCGGAAAAACAAUCGGAAGGUGAAACACAUAAUUCUCACAAGACCGAUGAUUUCUCGGCGGGCAAGGAACGCUACGCUACUCGCCAACAAGACAACCAUCCGCCACCCUCAGCAAAAAACCGCAAACAUAGACCUUCCUCUUCAUCGGAUGAUUUCGAAAAUAGAUCGAAAAACAAAACAAACAAGUUGCAUGUGCUCGAUGGUCCGUUGAUAUGUGCAGAGCACCAAACUACAUCCUCACGGACCAACAAAGCGUGCCUCCCUUCAACCAAGAGAAAAGAUGCAUCAACAUUAGCCAGCCGUACCACAGAAACAAUGGAAGAUACCAAAAGCGCACAGGGAACGAAUAGUUCUGGCAAUCAGGAAAUUUCAAAACGGUGGGACGAAAAUUCAAACAUGACCAGUACGGUAUUAGCGGGCGAGGGUCGAUCAUCAUCGGUAAGUGAGAAGAGUGAAAAUGCAAACGCGUCCGAUACGUCGCUGGAAAACGUAACAGUUGCAACCAGGCGCACAAGACAACUAACCAAAAGGCUGUCGCUGGGUGAAGCCGGAAAACGUUCCACCAGUGAGAGUAGCAUGGACAUAAUAAGGUCCAAACGCACACGCGCAGCGCGAAUCUCAACCCUUCCCAAAGAUUCAGACAAACGAACGAAAGAUUCCGAAAAUGGAUCCACUGAUAACCAAGAUUUUGCACCACAGAACAAACGACGCCGAAUCCGGGAACAGCGCAACAAGGCGAAUCCGAGCGCUACUACUACGAAACGUCACCAGACACCAUCGAUCAGCCCACCAAGUACACCAUCAUCACUUGCCUCGGAUUCAUCGCAACCGUCGGUUGCAAGUAAUGGCAAUGGGAACAAAUCCCGCACCAUUGAGAAUGGAAAGCAAACUGGUAGCGGUACGUUAAAUCUGCAGCAGCAAUCAAUGAUACAGUUUCUCACAUUUGCCAACCGCAACUCGGCCACAACUUCGAGCAGUAGCGAUCGGUCAACGGAGGAGAUAGUUUCACCAUCCCGCUGGUCACAAUUUGGAAGUAGCAACAAGAUUAAUAGCAAGAUUAGUCCUAUUAGUAACAAACGAGCUGCUACAACAACUAAGCGAAGGCGAACGCGUUCACCGAAAAAGUCCAACAAAGUCUGCUCGAACGAUAAGCAACAAACAGGAUCAUCACCAACAUCGAGCAAUGCAGCAUCGGCACAACAAGGCAUACAAAAAGGCCACACCGUACACAAGGAUAAAGGACAGAAGAACAUACUGAAUUACUUCAAUCGUUACUAAUAGUGAUUGUUGUUUGCAUUACCCGGCAAUCAUCCGAUGCGUGUACAAUAGUUUACUGGCGGUAUGGUAAUUGACCGUUAAUUCAAGGUUCAAGAAAUUGUGCAAUUACAAUCGACGCAGUAUAACUAUUUUUCAUAGUAGAUUUUAGUAGUUGUGUUGUUGUGUUUUAUGUUCUCAUCUCGCGUCUAUCGCGCGAAUUAUUGAGUGAUGCGCUAGAGUGACCACUGCGCCACCAAAUUGUAGCUAGCAAUAUCGUUUUCGAAUGAUUUUACUUUCGUUUGCAUUUUAAACCCUUGUACAAUUGUCCACUAUUACGCCAGGUUUGUUCUUUUUCGCAAAUUUUAAUGGAACUCUCCUUAAUUUCUAAAGAUUAAACUUAUACAGCGGGUUUAAAUGUUGAUUGUGAAAUCUAAAAAUAUAUGAAAAAUUUA